CUUCCGUGUCAGAUUGGGUCAACUAUAUUACAAGAUGGAGCUAAUUUUACAGACGGUCUGCGACGCGAAUGGUUGAGAAACUAAACCAUGGCAACUAACCAGGUGUGGCCACCAGGUGGUGAGCAGCAAGGAGGUUCAGAGGCUAUUUAUUCAUCUGUUCCAAAUGAGGUAAGAACAAAGAUGGAUUCCUCAGACGAUGAGACAGACCUUUAUGUGGAUGCGUUUUCUACUGUCCCGGUCAACACACUGAAGCGCCAGGGUCAAGGUCAACUUGAAAAUGCAGGUAUGGAUUUACAAACUAGGUCUAAUGUGUUGUUCGGUGAGGCUGCUACAGAUUAUGACGUAGUUAAGGCCCCUUUGUCCUUGUAUGGUAUCUCAAAACCUGUUACUGACAUGUGGCAACCACCGCCUUUUCCUUCAGAUGUUAUUUUAAGGACAUCUGAAGGUCAGUCUGAACCGCCUACUGGACAGUCAAGGAAUGGCCAAAUUGUGUAUGAUCUUGUGUCACAUUCUGACUUUCCUGUCUAUGAAUUAGCUAAAAAUGUAGUUAGGUCUCCUGUUGAUGAAGGACCUGAAGAAUCUCUUCCAGAGCUAAGGAUUGUAGAGGAAGAAAAUGGAACACAAGGUGAUAACUUCUACGAGGCAGUUUGUAUGGAUGAUGGUGUACAAUCUAAUGAACAAGGAGCUGAAUCAAUGUGUCCCUCCAAAGAUCAGGACGCGAAAUGUACAGUGAAGAAAGAAGAUUCAAAAUGUACGAUGGAUGAAAAAGAUUUGAUGUGUUUACUGGACCGAAAUCCUGAACAACUAACUGUUAAACAGGAGGGUGAAAACCAGCUUCUGCAAGUGGAGCCUGAAAAAGUUCUAAGUGAUGCUGACUACAAAAAGGAUGAUAAAUUUAUCUAUGAUUUAGCUGGACCAGUAAUAGACAAUGGCAAAGAUUCUCAAAUAGAGGACAAGGCACCAGGAUCCCUAGUCGAGCAGGAAGUUCCACCAAAACCGUUAUGUAGGAAAGAAAGCUUACAAGGGAAAUUGCCGCCAGGAGCCAGUGGAGUGUACGAGGAGAUAACUCUGCCAGAUACACUUCCUAGCCAAGAGAAAACCUCACUUAAACCAAAAAUAAAAAAGAAACGAUCAUCCCGAGAAAAGACAAAGAGGGGAGGAAAUAAAUGGGAUACACUCCAGAGAGGAACUACACCAAGUCAGAGCAUGCAGGGAUACCCCACAGUAUCUUCUGAAGGGACUUUGUACAAUGAUGUCUAUUAUCCAGGGGAUAAUGAUGACUAUGGAAAUUCCCUGGACGGCGGGUCAACGGACAGCGAAUUUGACACAAUAUCGGACCAGGAAGAGGCAGAACUAGCAGAAAUUGAUACUUAUAGCAACAAGCCUCUCCCUAAACCACCUCCCAAAUCUAAAGCCGGAAUCUUAGAGCGAAUGAUGCCCAAAAGCAUGAUAAAGAAAACAGACAAGCCUUCAUUAGAGGAGGAAAGCCCCUGUUUACCGGUCAAGCUGGACACCAAAAGACAUCCCCCUCCAGAAAUGCCCGCUCCUCCUGCGGACCUCACUCAGACACAGCACAAGAAGAGAAAGGUGAUCGAGGGUAUCAUAGGCAGUGAGAAAUCCUAUAUAGAUUCUCUGGACAGGGUGGUCAAUGUGUAUAAAACCCCUCUGUUGGCUGUUUAUAAUUUGGACACUAAGGAGGGGAAAUUAAAGGAUGUAUUCAACAAGACACAAGAGAUCCUCAACUAUCACCUUAUGUUCCAACUGGAGCUAGCCGAGUGUGUCAAGAACUGGGACACCACAGAGAGGAUUGGAGACAUUUUCACUGCUUCUUUUUCCCGGGCCAUGGUGGUUGAUGUUUACAGUGACUAUGUUAACAAGUUCUCCAUGGCAAUGGAGGAGAUCAAACGUGCUCAGAAUGCACAGCCUGCUCUCCGCAAAUUCUUACAGCCACAAUUUGGAAAUGAGGUAAGCCAAUCAGAUUUAUCGCCUGGUGCGCGCAGUAAGAGGCCGGUUGACGUACAGGCUCUACGACGAGAUCCGAACUUUCUAGUCGUCCAGGAACAAGAGCAAACGACAUCUGACCGUCUGUCCAUAUUUGGUCUGAUGGUGAAGCCUGUCCAGCGGUUCCCACAGUUCAUCAUGUUCAUGCAGGACUUACUGAAGUACACACCACCGAACCACCAUGACCGCUGUGCCCUCCAGAGGGCGAUGACUGAACUAGAGAAUGUUGCACACCGCCUCAACGAGAGCAAACGUGAAAGUGAACAGUAUCUGGAGGCUAAGAGACUGCUCAAAAAGCUUGGCAGGACGUUUCCUGAACGCUCACAGAAACUGCUCCGUCAGGACGACUUUGAACAGAUGACCAAGGCCAAUAACUCUGCGGAGAUCCAGAUGAAGAAGCGGCGCCUCAUUCUGAUGGAUGACUGUUUGAUUUUGAUUGGUGUAACUUACAGAGACACUGAAGACCGCCGGGCGUCAGAGCAACUGAAGGUGAAGAGUGUUUGUGCACUGGUGAAUCUGGAGUUGAAGGAUAGUUCUAUCUCUCCUGACAUGCAGAGCAAUAUCUUAACCACAGGUCGGCGAACUUCCAUACAGACAAAGGCCCCACAAAAGCCGGAGGAUGAUCCCUUCCACCUGUACAACGACCUUAGCGGCAUGAUGCAUGACCUUUCUGUUCUUGCUAAGAUCGGAGCCCUCACCUCGUCGCUUCAGAAUACGUACGAGAAUUUAAGCGAGGAUCUUGUGAUUGAGGUGACACGUGACCUCCAGCAGAUGAUUCAGGUGAAGGACCAGCAGCUUCAGCUUCUGAACAGCUGUACCAUCAACGUCCACGAUACCUUCAAGAAUGUGCGGUACACGUUCCAGACAUCGACGCCAGUGAUGAAGCAGGAGUGGUGUAAAGAGUUCCUCAUGGCCAAGUUUGCUCUCGAACCACCCAAUAACCCUGGCUGGCUGAAGGGAGAGGAGACCAAUUCACUACAGCCUGCUGUCUUCAUGAAGUCUGUCUGUGUGGACAUGCCUCGCAACUACACUAAGAUGAAGUGUGCAGUACCUGUUUUCCUGUCCGCCCCUGGGACCAUUGAUAUUGGUAUUCAGCAUUUAUGGGUUGUCAUGACAACAGAGAAGCGGACACAGGUUGCCCUGGUGUCCACCCAGUCGACAAAGCCUGCCCUGGUGGAAUCGUUCCAGGCUAUGGACGUGGAGGCGGUUGCUGUGGAGAUGGUCCAGGGUUACGCCACCGUCGACACAGAAGAUGCGUUUGUGGAGGACACAGUGUGGAUGUCCACCAUUAAGUCAGAGAUUGUGGUGUUCCGUCUGUUUAACGAAGCUGGUAGAAGAGACCUGUCCACCACGGCCAGGAAACCUCGCACACGCUUCUUCUGUCACGGCAUCGCCAUGGUGAUACGGGCCAUUGACGACCGUGUGUUUGUGGGAUGCAAUAACGGAAAUCUUGUUAUCUAUGACCGGGGUGAAGAAGGGAAAUGGAACUUUCGUAACCCCACCAUAACCGUGAUAGACAAUAUGCCGAUCCGUAGUAUCCUAGUGAUGGACGAGGAGGUGUGGCUAUCGUGUCGGGACUACGUCUAUAUCGUCCAGUAUGAGGAGAACUCCUACAGCGAGAAAGUCCGAAUGAGCUCCAAUGAAGGAGGAUCUGAGAUCAGUGAGAUGGUUCGGUCAGGUGUUGGAUUGUGGGUAUCCUACAAGGACCAAUCACGUGUCUGUCUUUUCCACAUCGAAACCAAGGAAAAUCUACAGGAAGUGAACGUGAAAGGCGCUGUGGAAAGGAUGGUAUCAAGUUGUCCGACUUAUGCUAAGGAGAAGUCUACAGACAACUGUUUUGUGACGAGUCUGAUGACAAGUCGAGGCUACCUAUGGAUAGGGACAAAUGUAGGGAUCAUUCUGACCGUUUCUCUACCAAGACUGAAGGACGGGGUACCUCGCUACUGGGACAAACCCUGGGUCUCUUGCCACGCCCACAAUGGCCCAGUCAGGCUCCUUAUUCCAGUCUAUUGUGACACUAUUAAUCUCUGGCAAUUUGUUGACGGGGCCAAUCAGAUGGCAGGAAAUGAACCAUGUGACAUUAGUGACCUAGGUAGUGAAAGAGGGACAUCUAGCUCUGUUGUAGAGCCAGAGGCUUCAAAUCUGAAGGACACGUUAGGAGUUCAAGUUCUACCGCAUGAGAAAGGGGACGUACUGUUGCCUCAAAAUGUGUCCCUAAUGACCAUGAGGGAUGAAGACAAUGCUCCUUUGUCCUCUAAAUCUUCAAAGCUGCACUUGAGACACAGUCGGAGUACUAUGCCAUAUAGGAGGGAACUGCUGGAGACAGUAAAGAAAAAGCGCCUGGGUACAGUGAGGAAUUCUAAUCUCCUCGACAAGGUGUCCUCUGAGGAAGAGGUCAGCUUAUACUACAGUGACCUUUUGACCUUUGAUGAAGGGUCAGAUUCCAGUAAAAGUUCAGAUCUAUCUGAAAAAAUCAGUGGAAAUGAAUCAACUGGGAAAUCUAGUGAUGUGACUCCCGUUGUUGGGGAAACACAAAAUCAACCUCAAGGUGACGUAAACGUACAACAAAGCCACAAGGAAGGGAAACCCAAAAAGUCAUUUAGUUUACGCAAAAAAUCACUAUCAAUGCAAUCAAAAAAUAAAUCACCCAACGUGAGAAGCUCCCUGUCUCUAAGACUUCCACCUGGGGAGCACAACGGGCCACGAAUGAAGGCCAUUAGUACAUUGUCUAAGCGAAAUUGUAACGCUGUGAUUGUGAUAAGUGGGGGAGAUGGGUAUCUGGACUGGAAACGGCCGCCGCUAGAACAAAAGGAAUUCCUCCGUAACGAUGAAUCUUCUCUUAUGAUGUGGAUGUAUAAGUUCUAGAGAAUCAGUGUAAUAGUUGUUGGAUAAAAGUAGUCUGCGCUCAUCACUCCUAGUUGUGUGAGUCACUUAAGAGGGACCUGUAGUCGCCUUACGGGUUGUCAGUCUUAUAUUAUUUUGUAAAUUACAAUUUUAAUGUUGCUUUUAGUUGACCAAUUGAAUGAGGAAGCUCUCUACGUUAUGACAUCUGUUAUUGUAGUUUACAUUUACAUAGUUCGGACUCUUGACGGUACAUGGACUGUACUAAUGUUAUAUUUAUAUAUGGCUCAAUGACCACGUCUGUGAUUGUGGUUUACAUUUACAUUGUUCGACCACUGUGUUCUUGAUUAGAGUACAUACGCCAAGCUUCACUUCCACAGGGUGUACAAUGUAUGCUGAAGGUUGUAUGUGUGUUCUACUUGCUAUGGAACUGUAUUUCCAACCGCUCAUUAUUGUGUCGUACCACUUGAAUACUGCAGCACAGGUACUGAUUUAUCCAACCCAGACCUUAUGAUAUCAACACUUGGUAGGUGGAGCAAGCAACAUUGUAGAACGCCUUGUUUGAGGACAAUAAUACGAAAUUCCGUCACCUGCUGGGGAACCAACAUAAGACCUUGCAGUAGAUAGAUUGAGGCACUACUGUGCUAUGUUACCUACUUCACUAUAAUGACAUUGAAUGACCUCUGUUGUGAUUAUAUAAUGUGAUAUGUGAAUCUAGAAGUUAUUUAAAUCUUUAAAGUAACCUGUUUCAUUUCAAUGUUAAAUACUUAUAAACAAUACCUAGGUAUUUAUCAUGCUUCGGCUAUUGUUCUGCAAGAUCAGUUGUAAAUUGUGGUCCGAUUGCAGUAGAAAAUUAUUUCAUAAUUACAUAUUUGCACAUACUUUAAAUUAGGACCUACUAAAGAUUUAAAUUUGUGUUAUAAUAAUGAUUCAAAUAGCCAGAUGCUUUGUUACUCCUGAAGAACAUUUUCUUAAAAGAGGCAGGGCUUAAGUGAUCCUGUAAAUGAGAUUAUAGUCAAUAUUAUUUAAUUGGUACUUGAUUAUUGUUAUUGUAGUUUAGCAUGACUUGAAAACUGGUUGUUAUCAUUUAUCACCCCAUCCCCUUGUAAGAGUGCAUGGCAGUGUCAUCAUACAUCAGUGUUUGGUAGUGUAAUCAUUUCUCACCCUGUCACGUAUCGCUCCAGAUCCUCUUAUCAGUGUAUGGUAGUGUAAUCAUGUCUCCCCCUGUCACGUAUCGCUAC
Molecule: messenger RNA, 6083 nt
Organism: Mizuhopecten yessoensis (Yesso scallop)
Lineage: Eukaryota; Metazoa; Mollusca; Bivalvia; Pectinida; Pectinidae
Product: rho guanine nucleotide exchange factor 10-like
Exons: 23
Coding region: 88-4866 (1592 amino acids)
Biological process (GO): actin cytoskeleton organization; positive regulation of stress fiber assembly
Molecular function (GO): guanyl-nucleotide exchange factor activity; protein binding
Source: RefSeq, a predicted model, not a curated record